Messenger RNA from Salvelinus fontinalis (brook trout), 1723 nucleotides. RefSeq names its product heat shock protein, alpha-crystallin-related, b3 (gene hspb3). Gene Ontology annotation, cellular component: cytoplasm; nuclear speck. Lineage: Eukaryota; Metazoa; Chordata; Actinopteri; Salmoniformes; Salmonidae. The record is from RefSeq and is a predicted model, not a curated record. Bases 464 to 1006 code for a protein of 180 amino acids. The transcript has a single exon.
GUCGAGCUCACUCCUCUGCCGUGCCACAGCAACGUGGGAGUCUGAUAGAGCAACCACGGACCUAUCACACGCUGUCCUAUAUAUAGGCCUGGCCCGUCUCGAUUUCAUCGGACCGACUAUCGAACUCAGUGACUCUGCCACAGCGAUAUACAAGAGGUUUUCAGACUGAGAGACUGCGAGCGACACGAUCACAGACCCGCCAAUCGCAAUCCUCUGCUUUGCAAUGGCAACAAAAAUAGAAAAGUAUUUCUGACUGACGAGUUUUUAACAAUAGAAGAUUUACUUUGGAAGCAAACCUCCAGUGUCCUAUCAAGAGUUGCUGGAUAUCUUCUCAUAUUCCGUUUGCUCAGUUGUUCAUGCACCUUGGUUUGAAAGAGACUUUCUUUUCUAUCCUUGAUUUGAGCGACUGUGAAGCUCACUCCUCUCUGCCACACAGCAGCAACACAAGAGGGCUUUCUGGGACAUGGACUGGGAGGAAGGCAGAACCAUGGAGGGACUGUCUAUAACCCACUGGGUGAACAGCCCAGUCCGCCACCAGGCCCUGUUCCAAGGAAGGGACUUGGACGACUGUGUGGAGGACCAUGACCUUUUCGCCCUACCCGGGCCUGCCUUCCCCGACCCUGGGGUAGUGAAGCCUGGCCCUGGGGUAGUGAGGCCUGCCCCUGGGGUAGUGAAGCUAGAAGCGGUCUGCGAAGGUACUGCCACAUCCCAGCCCCAGCGGACUGAGCCUGUUUACCAGGUGCUUCUGGACGUGUCCCAGUUCAGACCUGAGGAUAUCAUGAUUCAGGUGUUUGAGGGAUGGCUCUUGAUCAAGGCUCAGCAUGGAGCCAGAAUGGAUGAACAUGGGUUUGUUACCCGAAGCUUCACCCGUCAGUACCCACUGCCUGAGAAACUACAGCAUGCGGGGGAUCUGAGGGCUCUGCUAUGUCAUGAUGGGAUACUGGUGGUGGAAUCCAAGCAGAGAACACCUGUCAGGAUACAACACAGUGAGGAGGACCCCUAUUGAUUAUUGACUGUUGAUUAUUACUGUAUUGAUCAGGUAAGGAUGAGGCCAGAUCAGCUGCUACAGUACCACUAACAUGAGUGAUUGAUUGAUUCAUUGUGUCUGUUAUUUUCGUGUGAAGUUCAAUUUUCUAAUAUUUCUCUAAACAUUGUUAUUGUAACGUUUCUAUCUGACGCUACUUCGCUAUAAAAAGCUGUUGGUGCUAAUGUUAUCGAAUUAUAUAACGGCAGUAAUGAUAUUUAAAAAUCUAUUUUCUGAAAAUACGUUGUUUUUUUUUCCCCCCCUCCUCGCUUUAAAAUGUUACUCCCAACUCCUCUCACCUCAAUUAAAACAAUGAUGUGUUUCAUUUGAACAGAAAUAUGAAGUGUUUAUUUAAUUUGGUAAAUAGACAGAGGAAGUUCCUCUCCAGUCAUUGAAAACGUAUGAUAUCUAUGACUACAAUGGGAAUGUUAAGCAUGAGGCUUUCAGCAUCACUGAUCAUGUUGUUUUUACACAUUUUAUCAGAUUGCUUAGAAAUUGUUGACGGAAGAGACGUAAAAACGUGAAUAAAUAUUGUUAUUAGAUGUUAUCGGUCUAAAGGCACUGCAUCGCAGUGCUAGAGGCAUCACUACAGACCCGGGUUCGAUCCCGGGCUGUAUCACAACCGGCCGUGAUCGGGAGUCCCAUAGGGCGGCGCACAAUUGGCCCAGCGUCGUCCGGGUUAGGGGAGGGUUUGGCCAG